GUGGUGCUCCAUCAUUGACUGAGUACACCACUACUUGCACUACCACCAACUCUGAUGGUUCUGUUUCUACCAAAACUGGUGAUGUGAUUGUUACUACUGACACCAACGGUCAAUUGACUACUACCACUUCUUUCUUCACAGGAUCUGUUGCGCCAGUUUUCACUGAAUACACCACUACAUUCACUACCACCAAUUCUGAUGGUUCCGUUUCUACCAGAACUGGAGAUGUUAUUGUCACCACAGACACCAACGGUCAAUUGACCACCAGAACUUCGAUUAUUAGUGGUGCUCCAUCAUUGACUGAGUACACCACUACCUUCACUACCACUAACUCUGACGGUUCCGUUUCUACCAGAACUGGUGAUGUUAUUGUCACUACUGACACUAACGGUCAAUUGACCACCAGAACUUCCAUCAUUAGUGGUGCUCCAUCUUUAACUGAGUACACCACUACUUUCACUACCACUAACUCUGAUGGUUCUGUUUCUACUGGUACUGGCGAUGUGAUUGUCACCACAGACACUAACGGUCAAUUGACUACCAGAACUUCGAUUAUUAGUGGUGCUCCAUCAUUAACUGAAUACACCACUACCUUCACAACUACCAAUUCUGAUGGUUCCGUUUCUACCAAAACUGGAGAUGUCAUUGUUACGACUGACACCAACGGUCAAUUGACUACCACCACUUCCAUUAUUAGCGGUGCUCCGUCAUUGACAGAGUACACCACUACCUUCACUAGCACAAACAGUGGUAGUUCUGUAUCCACCAAAACAGCAACAAACAAUGAAGGUGGAGUUUACUCAACUACUUCGUUGAUUACAAAAGGACGGUCAAGUUCUUUCUUUUCGGGAUACUUCAAUACUAGUUCGACAUCCCUUGCAGAGCAGAGUUCUCGUACAAUUUGUUUUAGAGAUGGUUCUCAUUGUGUGAUUGUUAGUUCUAGUGACACAUUAACAUUGGUCACAAGUUCCUAUUCAACUUCAUUACCGUCAUCUAGAACUGCGAUUGACGAUGAUUCUGGAUCUGGUAACAAUCCCAGAGUGGGUAACGAAGUUGGUGCUGGAAGGGAUGGUUCCGGGAGCAAUGGAUCUGUUUCUGAUACUGUUAAAGUCUGGCCAACUUCUGGAUCUGGAAAUCACAUAUCUGGAUCUCACUCUACUACUUGGGGGUCUAGUUCUGGUUCGGACGGAUUAGAGCCUGGUUUCAAUGGAGUCGGUGGCUCCGGUAAUGGCUCGUUGUCCCCAUCUUCGAUGGCCUCCCCGCCGACGGUCUCCCCUUCGAUGGCCUCCCCUUCGGCUUCUCUGUUGAUUACCAUACCAAAUGGCAGUGCAUCUUUGAAGUUGAAUAAAUUCAUUUCUUUGUUGAUGUUAACACUGGUUUACAUAUUUAUCUUAUAA
Messenger RNA from Suhomyces tanzawaensis NRRL Y-17324, 1397 nucleotides. RefSeq lists its product as uncharacterized. Lineage: Eukaryota; Fungi; Ascomycota; Pichiomycetes; Serinales; Debaryomycetaceae. The annotation marks the transcript as partial. The record is from RefSeq and is a predicted model, not a curated record. The transcript has a single exon.